Penicillium taxi is the source of this 1464-nucleotide messenger RNA. RefSeq lists its product as uncharacterized. The record is from RefSeq and is a predicted model, not a curated record. The transcript is spliced from 2 exons. The coding region runs from base 1 to 1464 and encodes 487 amino acids. Lineage: Eukaryota; Fungi; Ascomycota; Eurotiomycetes; Eurotiales; Aspergillaceae.
AUGGCUACAUCAUCUGAUGGGAUGGUUCUGAAUUUCGACGAGACCGCGCAUUCAAUCACACCACUUCAAGUUCAAAAUAUCGAUUUCGUGUCGCGCGGAAGAAAUAGCUUGUCAAAAUUCACUACCUUCGAGCAAUACAAUAACACAUACUGCGAUCUAUUGAGGACCCGUUUAGCCGAAUACGAAACAUUUCUGGAAAAAGAUGGAAGCCUUGCGCUCCAACAAUUUCCCGAUGAUGUUUUUGCUUUCAAGUUCAACGAGCAUCAUUCCCGUGGUUUCCACCGUGGUGGUCCAACCCUCGUAACCCAGGACGCGAAUGUGGAUGUCGAUCAUCCGGUGUCCUGGGUCGACACAAUUAUUGCGUUGAACGAAGGUAAGUUCCAGAACUAUGAGAACGACGGGUCUUCGCGCGACACUGUAAAAGGCAAAAAAGUUGAAAUCUCAGAAUAUGAGAGAUGGAUGUUGGAACCCCUUCGCAAUAUGGAGUUUCCCAGCGAGAAGGAUAUCAAACAGGAAUACAAAGCAAGAUUUGAAACAUACAAGGAUUUACGUGAUCUCCGAGCGAGCCACAUGAAAGUUCUCAAUGAUUUAUUUCGCCUCGAAAGCAGACUAAAGAAUGAUUGUGAUGUGCUAGCGGUCCACUGUAGACCAGGCACUGUUACUCAAACUAUUCCACCUGACAAGGUUGCGCAAUCCUCUGAACAAGUCAUUGCGAAUGGCGAAAAUAACAACCCGACUGCUGGCGGCGCACAACAUACAGCGCCUGCCACACCUGCUACUGGAAUACUCGAUGCCGCGAUAAACCGUCAGCCUUCCCCAUCACCCAUACCAUCCUCGGUCCCAAGUCCUACACGUCCAAUUAUCGAGGACCCCGACUGGGGCCCGAGCCUGGCACAUAUGACACCAACGAACAUGCUAAGCUCUACCCGGAAGCGUUCUGCCACCAAAAAAGAGCACACACCGGAAAAGAAGCGCAAGCGGAUUCGAAUAAACCAAACCGAGGAGGAAAAAGUGCAUGGACCCGAAUUUGUUAAGGAGUUGUUCGAUGCGCAGCUCACUUUGCAAGAAAUGGUCCCCAAAUACGAGGCUAGGUUCGGGCUGCAACGGAGUAUGGACUGGAUUCGCAAAUUUCACGUUCGCUCCGAAGAAAGGAGGAGUUCUGGAUUUACUUUCCCACCAUCAAGUUUACCACAUCACAGCACCUCACCCCGUACUGCGCUUGAUCAGAGCCAAGAGUCAAGGAGAAGAUCCACUUCUAGUUACAUUCCACCUCCUGCCGCCAGUUCCUUUUCUGAAUCUGCUCAGCCCGCAGAGCAGAAUGGAGGAUUUACCCCGGCGAACAGAGCUGCUGCGUCUGUUAAAUCGCCAGAAAUAAAUGGAGGAUUCACGCCGACAAACAGCUUUGUUCCUAUGAAUCUCGUCACCUCACAAGACGCGGCUGUUAAUCCAUUUCAGCAGUCAUAA